AUGAAUUAAACAAAUUGCUUUCCUAAAAUCUAAAAAGCUUAAUCAACAGUAAAGAAUUUAGAAUUUAUAUAGGCGAAACUUUUAAUAAAAACAGAUUGGGAUUAGAGUAUAAAUUCAAGUAUUCCGCUUACUAUUAGAGCAGAAAUGUCAUCAAACAGAAUAAAAACUGAUUUAACAAAUAAAAACUUUUAAAGUAAUUCUGAUGUUUCUUACCUAAAAACAAAACAUAAAAAAUUUCAAUCAAUUGAAAGCAACAUCUAUAAAGAUCCAGAACUAUCUUAAACAGUAAAAAGUAUAUUUAAUAACAAUAGAAACAUGAUAAAUCUUUGCAAAGUUUUUAUAGUACUAUGUAUAGAAAAUCAUAAAACAAAUUACAAUUCAAUAAUAAAAUUGAUAAAACUACUAUUAAGUGUUAAUGGUUGGACUUUGAAGAUUUAUUAAAAGAUAAGAGUUUGAUGUAGAAUGGGUUGUAAAAAUACUUUUUUGAUAUUUUGAAACAUGAAAUAAAGCAAUAAUCAAAUUAAUCAGUUAUUCCUGCAAAUAGAUAAUAAGCUAUAGAUUUAAAAGAGUGGUUAUUCUAUAUGCUUUAAAGAACAAAAGAUUAAAGCAAAAAUUUAAGUGGUAUAUAAAUAGCUGAAGAAAUUCAACUAAUUUAUACAACAUGUUUUAAAGAAAUUAUAAAGUAUAUAUAAUAAAAAAUAUAGAUAAGUAAAAGUUGAAUGUGUAGAGAGAGGUGAAUUACUUUAAAUUAUAUGGGAUUUUUAUAUUUAGUUAAUUGACUAAAUAAUUAAGAGUUCAAAUUAAUAAAUGUAAGGUAUAGAAAUGGAAAUGAAAAAUAAAUUGAUUGAUUAAGAGACGUUUUAUAAUGAACAAUUGCGUUUUUAAGAACUUAUUUAUAAUGAAAGUAAGAGUUAAAUCAAAUAACUACAAUUUGAUUACGAGAGGACUUUAGAUGUUGAUUAACAGUAAAAAGAAUAGAUAUUAUAAUUAACAUAAGAAUACAGAGAAGCAUUAGAAAUAAUAGAAUAACAUAGAAAAUAAAUAGACGAAUUGUAAUUAUAAAUUGUUAUGUUGAAAACUGAAUCAAUAAAUGAUACUAAAUAAGAAAAUGAGAAAAUAAGUAUUCAACUUUAAUAGGGAUAGUCAAUAGUUUCACAUUUAAUGAAUUUUCAAGCUAAAAUUGAUAACAAUUAAAAAUAUAGAAUAAAAUCUCCAUUUAAAUCUUAAGGUAGUAAAUCUCCAGGUAGAUCACCUAAAAAAAAUAGUAUAAUAUUUGAUAGAUGGGAGUAACUUAAGAAUUAAGAAAAUUAAUUGAAAUCAUAGAUUAUAUCAUUAAAAUAUUUAGAUUUUGAUAAAGAUUAACAGCCAUCUUAAAAAAAUAUAUUGUAAUUAAGUGGAACUGAUGAUAAAGCUAUUUAAACAGAAGAUUAAUAAUAAUGGAAUAUAUAAAAUAACAUUGUAGAAAAAUUAAAUUUUAAUAAUAGUUAAAAUAUAGUUAUAGAAGAGAAAAGUAAAGUAGUAUCUAAUGAUUUGGAAUAAAAAAUAACUAUGGCUUUAAAAUUAAUUUAAGAAAAGAAAUUAGACGAGAAUUAAAAACAAUUAUUGUGUAAUACUUUAAGUGAAAGUAAAGAAGUAUUUGAAUAGAAUAAAACAUUAUCCUAGAAAUUAAUCACAAUGAAUAAAUUGGAUUCUAUGAAUAAAAUUGAAUUAAUGGAAAAAGAAGAAUUAUGUUAGGAGUUAGAAAUGAAGUUAUAAUAAACUGUAUAGGAUUUUAUUUUCAUUAUUUCAAAUAAUAAAAGAAAAUUGCAUAAAAUAUUGAAAAAGAAUUCUUAGUUGGUUGGAACAUUAAAAUAAAUAGAGAGUAAAUAUGAAAUUGUUAUUAAUGAUGUAAAAGCAAUAGAAGAAGAAGAAAGUCGUAUUAUAAAUUAUAUUAAUGAAUCUGUUUAAGAUGGGGAUGAUAAUUUAUUUAGUGGAAGAGAAUCUUAAAUUCUUGAUGAUGAUGAUUUUAAAUCAAGAAACAAUUCAAUUGAGAUGUAAGAAUCAAUCUAAUUAUAACCAUAACAAAAAUAAAAAUAAAAUUAAAAAUAAUUUAAAAAAGUUAAUUCUGAAACUAGCUCUUAGGAAUAAUAAGAUAAACUUGACAAAAGUUUAAAUAAUCCUUUUAGUUCUAACAAUUUAAAUGAUACUUAAAUGUAGUUCCAUCAAACCAUAAGUAAUACAGAUGAAGAGAAUUUUAAAGAGUCAUAAAAUUAGAUAUUAUCUAUUCACUAAUAAUUUAAUAUGCUAUAAAGCAAUCAAGAAUAUAAAUCAUCAAUUGUUAAUAAUCCUAAAAUGAAAAAUAGUUUUAAAAAAUAAUAAUCAGUUUAAAAAUUUACAUAGCCUAGUGAAUAAAAUAAACCAUUAAAACAUCAUAUUAAAAAUCCCAGAAAUUAAUUUGACAAUAAUUUAUAGAAAAUUCAAAAUAAUAAUAAUUCUAAAAGUAAUCUAUAGAAUUAAAGAGAAAGAGAUGAAAAUACCAGAAUGCGUUAAAGUUAAAGAAGUUGUGCCGAAUCUGAAAAAAAUCAUUUAGAAGAAGACAAAGAUUGUGCAUAAAGAAUUAAGGAUAUUAUAUCAUAAUAUAAAGAUAAGUAAUUAACUAAAAGUAAAUUUGAAAAUCAAAUAUUUAGAUUCCUACAGUCAUAAAACUCGUUAAUUUAAUUUACUAUAAGAGACAAAGUAACCAAAAAAAUUUAGAAGAGUUUAUAGUUAAAAUACGGAUGUAGCAAAUACCUUAUUUAAAUAAGUAAUUAAAAGCAAAAAUUUAACCAAAACCUUAUCAUUUCUUCAAUUUAACAAAAUUAUUAAUUAAAUUUUAAAUGAUGUUUCAAAGUAAAAUGAAGGAUAUAAAAUCCCUUUUCAUGUUUGUAUUUAUGAUUUCAUAAAAAAUAAAUAUGGAUUUAAAUAAGUUGCUGAAAAAAAAAUAAAAUAAGUAUUUUUAUUUCUCUAUUUUAAAGAUUUAUGAAUUUAUUGUUUUAGAAAAAGAAAAGAAUAUAAAAGUUUAGUUAAUUUCAAAAUAUUGUAAUUUUAACGAUGUAAUUGAUGAAGUUGCUUAAAAACUUUUGAUAGAAGCAUUCUUAUUCUUUAAUAGUAAGAUUGAAUCAAACAAAACUGAAUUUUAAAUUACAUUUGAAUCAGCAAACGAAUUUUUGACUGAAAAAUCUUAACUUUGGUUAUAAACCAACUAAAUAUAAUAGUUAUAAACAUAAUAUAAAACAUAAAAUUCAUAAUAUGGAUCUAAUAAGUUUUGUAUUAAUUAUGACUAAUUUAUUUUAAAGAUUUUAGAUUUUUAUAUUUUUAACAAGCAAGAUUAUUAAAGAAUAUUAGAAACUCUAUUUAAAGCUGCAGAUUUAGAUGGAAAUAAGCUAAUUGAAUAUGAAGAAGUAAUUGAUCUAUAUUUUAAGUAGUUUAAAACUCUUUAUAGAGCUAUUCACAUUUAAUAAAUGCAGACUGAAAAUUUAUUAUAGAUCUUCUUAAUAAAUGCAGACUUUGCUGAUGAAUAAGGAGAUAAAUACAUUACAUUACCUCGAUUUACUGAAAUGGCAAUCGAAUUAAAUAUAUUUCCUAAAGAUGCAGUUAAAAAAUAUGGAGAAGGCAGUGAAAAAAUUAAAGAACAUUGGGAAACAGAAAAAAACACCAUAAAACUGAGAUUUUUAGAAGCUAAAUAAUUUUCAAAAGUCAAACAUACCUUUGAAGAAUUAGAUAAUUUAAUUAAUAAUGAUAAAAAAGAAAUUUAAAGUAAAAUAUUUACAAAUAUAAAUUUAGAUAUAUUAUGGAUGAGUUAUAAACUUCUUAAUGAAUAAUCUUUAAGAGUCUAUCUAAAGUAAAAUUACUAAUUAUUUUAAGAUUUUUAAGUAAGCAGUGUCUUUUUGAAUUAUUACCUUAGGAAAUUCUAUAAAUUAAUAAACAUUAUAAAUAAUUAGAUACGAUUGAAUGA
This is a messenger RNA of Paramecium sonneborni, 3973 nucleotides long. The record is from the annotation of a GenBank genome assembly. Lineage: Eukaryota; Ciliophora; Oligohymenophorea; Peniculida; Parameciidae.